CAUGCGCCCCGCAGCCCGGGCUGUCGCUCCCUGGCUGGCGGCUGCGGCGAGUCCCGCCAUGGAGUCCUACGAUGUGAUCGCGAACCAGCCCGUGGUGAUAGAUAACGGCUCGGGUGUAAUCAAGGCAGGUUUUGCAGGUGACCAGAUACCGAAGUACUGUUUUCCAAACUAUGUGGGCAGACCAAAGCACGUUCGUGUCAUGGCUGGUGCUUUAGAAGGGGACAUUUUCAUUGGGCCAAAAGCAGAGGAGCACCGAGGUCUGCUCUCGAUCAGAUACCCCAUGGAACAUGGCAUAGUGAAGGACUGGAAUGACAUGGAGCGCAUCUGGCACUACGUGUAUUCGAAAGACCAGCUUCAGACUUUCUCAGAAGAGCAUCCUGUGCUCCUGACGGAGGCUCCCCUGAACCCACGGAAGAACCGAGAGCGAGCCGCUGAGGUUUUCUUUGAGACCUUCAACGUGCCAGCGCUUUUUAUCUCCAUGCAAGCGGUGCUCAGCCUUUACGCUACAGGGAGAACCACAGGGGUGGUGCUGGACUCCGGGGAUGGCGUUACCCAUGCGGUUCCUAUUUACGAAGGGUUUGCUAUGCCUCACUCCAUUAUGCGGAUCGAUAUCGCUGGCCGCGAUGUAUCCCGCUUCCUUCGCCUCUAUCUCCGGAAAGAAGGCUAUGACUUCCACACGUCAUCAGAGUUCGAGAUCGUCAAAACCAUCAAAGAGCGUGCCUGUUACCUGUCAAUAAACCCACAGAAGGACGAGACGUUAGAGACCGAGAAAGCCCAGUACUACCUGCCAGAUGGAAGCACUAUUGAGAUCGGCCCUGCCCGUUUCCGAGCCCCCGAGUUACUGUUCCGGCCUGACCUGAUUGGAGAAGAGUGCGAGGGGCUGCACGAGGUGUUGGUGUUCGCAGUUCAGAAAUCGGACAUGGACCUGAGGCGAACGCUCUUCUCCAACAUUGUGCUGUCCGGGGGCUCCACGCUCUUCAAAGGCUUUGGAGACCGGCUCUUGAGCGAAGUGAAGAAACUAGCACCCAAGGACGUCAAAAUAAGGAUAUCUGCUCCUCAGGAGAGAUUAUAUUCCACGUGGAUCGGGGGCUCUAUUCUGGCCUCGUUGGACACCUUUAAGAAAAUGUGGGUUUCAAAGAAGGAAUACGAAGAAGAUGGAGCCCGUGCCAUCCACCGAAAAACCUUCUAGCCCUGGGACCUGUCCUACACUCGCUUUUCUGAGUCCGAGUGUCUGUGAGGAGCUGUCUGUGUGUGUGCGCAUGUGUGUGUGUGUGCGUGCCGAGCAUGGCCCCGGAAUGUCAUGGAGCAAAGAGGAGAAGAAGGAUUAGAUCACUACUUUUUUUUAAUUUUAAACUGUAGGAGGAAAAAUAACCAGGCCCCAUUUCUCCGGUUGGACCCAUUCCUUUUACCUUCACUCCUCUCGCGGCCACGUCUGUCACUAGAGAAAGGGAAUGGCUUAGAAGUAGAACAGCUGGACAGAAGGGAUCUGACCACUGUAGUCACGUAGCCUAAGACUCCAAACCUUGGCAUGUCCUUCCCCUCCGGCACUCCACAGCACUGUCUGCUUCACCCUUCGUGGGUGCCCAGCAGUGAGUCUCUCUCGCUGGCCAGUUCAUCUUUUUUUUUUUUUUUUUUUUUUUUUUUUUUUUUUUUUUCCAUAUAUUUUUAUACAGAAAAAACACUCUGGGAGCAGUUACAACUCCCCCCCCCCCCCCUUUUGUUUUGUUUUGUUUUUGUUUUUGUUUUUGGUGUGUCUGCGUGUGUGUGUGUGUGUGUAAACUCUUAGCCUGCUCCGUGGCUAUGGACCACGAUUGCACAGCUGGAGCAACUGCUGACAGGACUUAGUUUGUAUUGCAUGGUGUAGGUCACAACCGCCCCUCCGCCGCUCUGAUUGUACUAGACGGUUAUGAUCUUAGGCUCUUGUUCGCUGACGUUCUUUCUCCUUGUGAAGCAGGUGCCCAGGGUGGGUACAAAGGCAGUGGGGUGUUUGCUUUGAUUUUGUUUUGAGAGGUUUACAGGGCCGUGUGCUCUCUCACUCUGUAAGAGAGGAGGCUGCAUUUCCCCCUUUCUCCCACAGCAGGGUCAAGGAACCAUCCAUUUUCAGCCGGACAAAACCUCUUCCAUUUGAUCCGUCCUUGAGCGAAAAAGCACAUUGUAACUUUUGAAUUAUUUUAUUUAUUGAAAUGUUUAAUAUCUAAGUUACUAACAGAGCUGCUGGUUCCAGGGGCAGCGGCUGCCCCUCUCCUUCCAACACCCUUGUACUGAAUUUUCCAUUGUUUAAUGCGAACACUAAUGUUUACAGCACACAUGCUUAGCAUAGUAGCCAGCUAGCCAACCCCGCAACACUCCUUGGUUACUGUUAGCGAGUCAAGGUUCUCUAGGAAUGCACCAAAUGAGAGGACAAUAAACUCUUAGUACGCUGGCAUUAUCAUCAGGGGCCUGAGCACUAGUUCUUCAUUCCACAGUAGUGUUACGCUAGGCUAACCCUUCUGGAAUGACACUGCUAUCGCGGCUGUAAGGCCACGUACCUGCGCUAGGUGUGUGUGUGUGUUCUGUUGUGAGGGAGCAGCUGGUGCUUUUUAUGUCUGUGUUUUGUUUUUUAAAUGAGGUUGCUGCUGAGAACCAAAUAUUUUGCCUGGUUUAGCCACUUAAGUAUUAGAGGAGAACUCAACAGAGUUGUGGAGUCAGGGUAGUAGCCUUAUCUCUAUAUAGAACCAAGUCUGGGUCUUUGAAAAGAACAAGAUUGGAGUAGGAGGAAAACAGCCUGGGGAAACCCAGAGCUUUUCCUGCCUCCUAACAGAUUUGCACCUCUAGGGGCAUGGAGGGGGUGUGGAGCCUUCCAAACCUUUUUUUUUUUUUUUUUUUUAAACCACCUGUUUUUAUUUUAGAUGCUACAUGGAUAGUUGGAGAUUCAAUCCCUGGAUUUAGAAUAUGCAGUUUGCUUUAUUUCUACUAUAAAAGCCAGCUGCCUCCCUCAGACCUGCAAUGAUGCAAAUGCAGCCGUUGUGCUUAUCAUUCAAGGGAAAAAAGGGUUAAAGCCUGCUCGGUUCGAAGACAGUCUGGAGCGUGGUUUGGUUUUGGGGUUUUUUUAAGUAACAUGCCUGGGGUAAAUCCCUGCUUUGGGUCUUGAAAAGGAAGCUGUAAACACCAGUAAUUCCCACAUGUGCUAUUGCAUCCUUUGCUUCACCAGCUCCCCUUCCCCUGUGCGGCAUCAUGCCUGUGGUACUGACAGGCUCUGGGCGACUGCUGGCUGGUACUGCCUGUGCAGAACAGAAGGCGGUCCCCGCGGCUCGGCAAUGGGGUGAUCCUGUGUGGUGGGAGAGAGAGAAUUUUCUUCUUAGCCUGCCGAGGAAUAAAUUCCAUGAGGAGGGUGCUCUCCGCUCAGUUCUA
Molecule: messenger RNA, 3390 nt
Organism: Malaclemys terrapin pileata
Lineage: Eukaryota; Metazoa; Chordata; Testudines; Emydidae
Gene: ACTR1A
Product: actin related protein 1A
Exons: 11
Coding region: 2-1189 (395 amino acids)
Source: RefSeq, a predicted model, not a curated record